This is a messenger RNA of Endocarpon pusillum Z07020, 2532 nucleotides long. RefSeq lists its product as uncharacterized. The record is from RefSeq and is a predicted model, not a curated record. NCBI's taxonomy places the organism in Eukaryota, Fungi, Ascomycota, Eurotiomycetes, Verrucariales, Verrucariaceae. Bases 1 to 2532 code for a protein of 843 amino acids. The transcript has 6 exons.
AUGUCUCACCGCAGUUUUGCUGCCAUCUGGACUCAACCUGAGGGGCGACCAGACAUCGCCAAUAUCGUCCGGGAGCAGAUUGGAGAACACAUCUUGGAUUCGUCCGAUGCGCCCAAUCUGGAUAGACCUCUAACCUCCUCACUACCUCUCAUCGCACUUUUCAAAGUUAUUUUCGACCUCCAAAGGACAUAUUAUCAAUGUUCGACUGCCCAGGUCGAGUCUGCACAUCUUCUACCGACUCGGCUACUCCGUCUCGCUAUCAUUUACCUUCUCAGAAUCAAGUGCAAAGCCCUUCGAAGCGGUUCAACACUCUAUGCGGCCCAACGAAGCUUCCUGGCUCGAGUGCUAAUAUCAGGACUUCGGGCAUUAUGGUUGGCACUCGGGUUCCACAGGUGUGACCUCCCCGACGAAUCGGUAAAGGAGCUUAGCAUUGCAUUCGACCAGGCGUGGAAAGGAGAAGAGCUCGUUGAGCUCGUUGAGCUCGACAGAUUUCUCAUCAGAAUUCAACACAUCAUUAUAUCAGCAGAACUUUCGAGACCCACGUCUGACCUCUCGAUUCCUGCCCGCGGGAAGGUCCGUCUACCAAAUCAUAGCACGGGAUUGUAUCCAUUGGAAAGUCGCCCCGAUGAGUUGUUGGCCCCUGUCAGAGAUGCCACUGCAUCAUUUGACUUCCUCUCAGAUUGGUCUUUGAGCUAUUGGACUCUCUUUGAUAUAACUUGGACGACCGAGGCGGCACUGAUCCAGUUGGUUGUGCACUCGUCAAACGUUAGCGGCAAGGGCAAGUCAGCUGCUCCGACGCCAGACGAUAUCAAGCAAGUCUGUACUACUCGAGAGAAAGUGUUACACACCAUUUUCCAGUCGGGGAAUAUUCCAACUGUAGCCAAAAGCUCCAUUGCUGCCAUUCUUCUUGCCCCUUGGUGCAAAAAUACGUGCAGUUGCUUGGAAAGAGCAGGCUCUCCGCUGGACUAUUCGGGUUCCGAGAGCGCCAAAUUACCUUCUCUGGGUGUGUCUUCUCCUGAACCACCACACCUCGAACUGGAUCAAUGCCUUAACGAAUUGGCAAGGACUUUGGAAUCGCGCAAAGAAGGCCUCCGUGACUGCAACGGUGACAUGAAGAGUCUCUCGGAUAAUUUUGAUGACUGCAUGAAUGCCUGGUAUUCAGAAACUUCCUCAAUCCGCCUUGCGAGUAGCAGUUCCCGCCGUGCUCGAAGAUCUGCAUACAUUUUUCAAUGCCCCAAACUACAUCCAAUCCCCUACGAUAUUCUCAGAGGGCUUAUUAUUGAAGAUGAUAAGAGAACUGGCAUUACGGAUCUCGAGAAUAAUUCACCCUUCUUCAAAGUUGAUAUUACUUGCAGCCAGUGCGAGAUCCCAUACCCUGUUGUAUGGGUUCGUCGCAUCGAGCCGUUAGGCCACCUUUCUGCGAUGAUGACGGACAAGCUCAGAAAACAACCAACUCGGCAGGAAUCGUUCCAGCCAGGAAUAAACAACGGAGAUCCAUUGCGGGCAAACUCCUCCGGUAAUUCCAGCAGUCGGACAGACACGAAUAGCACCAGCCUUAGCAAGAAGGAACCAUCACGACACGGAAAACUCAGCGAAGUUUUUGGAGAAACCGAUAAGAAACCGUUUUACUCCUUCUCCGCAGAUGGACAAUGUGUAAUUCUGUGGAUGAAAAAGGGCUCCUAUGUUGUUCUCUACGACAUCGAUUCCAACAAAUUCGAAGAAAGGCCGGCCAAAGACGUUAGCUUGGCCGCUCAAGGGGCCAAAAGACAAGAACACCAUCUCCAUACCCGUUGGAGGCGUGAUGGGCAAGAGCUAUUUUCGAGAACGAUCAGCGAACCCGUUUGCGGCAUCGCCGUGUCCCGCAACGACAAGUUUGUCGCUGUGGUAGGGACCAGCUCAGUCUACGUCUACGAGCUCGGGAACGGGGCCCUUCACCAUCACUCCCUGCCCCCGUUGAUUCCUCCUAAUCGUCUGGACAGCCAACGAAUCGAUUUUUCGGCUGAUUGCGAGGAGGUCGUCGUGGCGACUCGGGGAUCCGAGCGUGGCGUCGUCCAAGUGUAUGACAACAAGUGCACGAGUCCCAACACUAGCCACUCUGUGUUCAGCAUCGAAGUACCCCGUGAGUCUGGCAAUGACUUUGGACUUUCGUCAGUACUCUGCGUCAACCCUAGCUCCAUAUGCAUAACAGCGUUCACGAGGAAGACGCCACCGGUCCUGUUUUCGAGGCUCUCUCCGCGUGAUCGGCCUGCGACAGUCGGUACCAGCUACGAUCCCCACUUGGGAACUCAAAUCCAAUGUGCCGCGCACAGCCCCUCGGGACACAAACUGGUGCUGGUGAACAACGAGAACGAAGUCUUCUCCGGACAGCAGCGCCAGGAUGCCAGAUGGCAUUUCGAGAAGAUUUGGCAUCUUAGUUCCCUCAAGAAACCGGUCAGGCGGGAGGACUGGAUGGCGGUUGGAAUGCCAGACGAGCACACCAUCCAUUUGUUCUGGGUUAAGAGAGGCAAUGAAUGGGGACUCAAGACCAUAUGA